UAUUUACUACUUGUUUUUAAAAACCGAGUCAGAGAAACCCUUAAGAUUUUAACAUUUUGGCCAGGCAUUUCUUGGACACCUAUAGGAUGUCAAGCGCACAUAUGAUUGAGGAUAUUAAUAUAAGUGAAAAAGAUGAUGACACUGCACAUUUAUCCGGCCCCUGAUGGCAACACCUACACAACAGGAACUGUCCUUAAUUGGCUUCAUUCGGGGCGGAACAUCUGCAAAUAGGCUCGUUUUAUAACCACAACCACAUCCUUCAUGUCAUACUUUCGUCACAAGCACUCUGACUGUGCAUGUAGAUCGGUAGAAGAUUGGUAUAACGUAAAUGUCAGGAGGAUUUAUGCAAUGUAUAAAUGGUGUUUGAUUGAGAACUGCAGAUUUUUAUAUUUUCACCAACAUUUUAUGUUUUUGUAAACGGGGUCAAUGGGAAUAUUAUCAAGUUUGCAUGUGGGCUCUGUACAAUGCAUUUGAGCAGGCUUGACCACAGUUUCUGUCAUUGUUUCUCCAUGAUGGCUCUAUGGCAAGCCAUAUUCUUGCUUGUUGUUUGUGGACAUAUUGAGUGCAGUGUUGAUUUGAGAAGAAACGCUACCGUUUUUGUAGCUCGACUGACCACAUUUCCUUUCACAUCACUGUUUGCAGAUGACAGUGUUUGCAAUGUGACCUGCACCACAGACUUCAUCUCCACACUGAACUGCUCUAAUUCUGACUUGGCAGGAUUAGCUUCAUGUGAUGUUGUGGCAGAUUGCAGAAGUGAAUUUUCUGAUGCAAAUGGGAGCUGCAGUAUCAUAUCGCCACAAUCCUGGUGCACAAUGGAACAAGAGGAGCUGGAUACGAUAAUGUCCUUUGAUACCAACUGUUCUAUCAAAGUAACGCAAAUGGACAAACAAGGCAAUACGGAGAUCCCUGCAAAGAGUUACUCUGAAACAAUCAUUUUAUACAGAUAUAUUAAGCUAAAGCAACCUUUCAACCUAAACAUUGCAAAAGUUGACAGGGGUUUCAAUCUCACUUGGGAUGUGGAUUAUAAAGAUCAUGAACUGUAUGAGGACUUAUACUACAGAGUACGAUUACAAAAUAAAACUGAUAAGAAGGAGCAAAUUUACAUCCUGGAGCAAAACCAACAAUUCAUGGUUUUCCUCAGUGAAAAUCUCCUGCCAGGGAGGCAGUAUGUGGCAGACAUUCAGGUCGCCGUACACCCGAGGUCAAUUAAAUCCAAGUGGAGUGAAUGGAGCAACAGCGUUGAAUGGACAACUGACUCUCCAGAGACGGAGCAGUACUAUUUCCUGCUGCUGGCACUUCCUGUUGUGGCGGUGGUGCUGCUUGUGUACAGUGGGAAACUAGGGAGCUUUAAAAAGCCCACCUUAUGGCAGCACAUCCCAAGCCCCCAUGAGUACUUCACACCGCUCUACCAUACAUAUCAAGGAGACUUUAAGAGAUGGGUCGGACCGGUCCUGACCUUCAAUAACUUCGAUUUCCAAGAGAAGAGCACCACUUUGCAGGUGCUUUGUGAGAAGCAGCAGAACGAAAGCUCUGGGGAACCUGGCAACGGUAGGAACGGCGAUCGGGACUUUGGUCUGUCGGGUCAAAACUCAUCGAAACUCUACUUCCUUGGAAGCAACAGUCACAAUGUCGCACACUCCGGUGGCCACAUAUCGAUGGACACCGUUACAGUUUCUGGUCAGGAGGGCAUCAUGGCCGACUGGUCCGGUGACAAUCAUAGACGGAGCCUAGAGGACUUCCUCAAUGACAAAGACGGCAAUCAGAGAGCGGCUGAGAUCGCAGACAGACAGCCUCUUGUACCCGAAGGCAGCGGUAGUUUACGGGGUUUAGACUGCGAUGACUGGCAUCUACAGGAGCACGACUUGGAGAACAUUGAACAGGUCUCGCUGGACUCUUACAAUUCCAACGAGCAGUCCGAUGAUGGUUACCCACAAAUGGGAUUGGAUUUAGACACCAUAGACAGUGGAUUUCUGGAGUCGGACUGUUCAAGCCCGUCGGCUUUUGAUGGGAAUGAGCAGAUAGAGACUGAAUCGCUGGAUGGCGUGGGAGGCUCCCAUUCGAAUUAUGUCAAACAGUGGGUGGCUUUUACAGCAGUUCAAGUUGAUGCCCACAGCACUGGAAAGUAGCUGAUCAUGGGAGUUUCUAUUACUACAAUGAACUGAAUAAUAAACAGGUGAUGGUGGAAGCGUCUACAGAAUAUUUGAAGACAUCACUGUUUGGACCUAAUUUGCACACAAUGCGUUUAUGUGAGCAGUUUCUUCUUACACUGAACUGUAUUUGUGGCAUAAUGCCACAAAAUAGACUAAAUGUUAGACAGUUGUAUGAUCGUUCACAGGACAUUGGUUUACAUUAGGCUGCAGGACAGUGUGUAUGGAUGCAUCUCAGCCUGCAUACUUUCAAUCCUGUGGGUCAGAGUUUGCGCAACUAACAAUCAAUAUCCAUCACUCUAAUUGUACAUUUUUUUUGUCAUGCUCUAUUUUUAUUUCAGUAAAAUAUUGUAAUGCUUGGCAUUUUUAAUGCGACAUUGAUAUCACAAGAACUUCUGUGGCAAUGAUAAUGGACAGAAUCCCAGUAAUUAUUCCACUGAGCUUUACUUGGAAUUUCUUAGUUUUUCUCUUGAACUCGUCCCUCUCCUGGUCAGUUUUGCACUUUAAAAAAUUGUUUUCUCCCCUUUACUUCACUUCUAAUCCCACAUAACUAUGGAAGUCCAUUUUCACCUGCAGAGUAAAAAAAAAUGUAGUAAUUGAAAGUCACAAUUAUGAAAUAACAAAUAACGUCUCGGAGUAAAACUAAAUAAAUAUGCAAUUGUGACUUUAUUUGUUGCAGUUGCGACAUAUUUUUUAUUAUAUAUCGGAUCUGCCACAAAUAAAGUUACAAUUGUCUUUUUUAUUUACGGUAUAUAAAACAACCUCUGCCUAUAGAAUGCAAAAGAACAAUUAGUGUCUCAAAUCAGCUUGUUGAAAAUAUUAUGCCAAAAACGUCUGGUGGUUUACUAUCCCAGCUAACAAGAACAAGAACAAUGUUCCAAGAACAUUUUGCUAACAUUUCCAUAAAGUUAUGAAAAUGUUUUUUUUUUUUCUUCGGUUCUCUGAAGGUUCAAAAUGUUAAAGAAACGUUCCGUUUUAUCAUUCUUAAAACAUUAUAUGAAUGUUACUUUUGAAUGUUCUCUGAACCUUCAAAAACAAGUAGCAUUUAAAAAUAUGUUAGAUGAACAUCCAACUAAAACAUUUCAGGAAAAAAAAGUUAUAUGAAUGAUGUAAAAAUAACAAUUUUGUGCUAACAUUUUGAGAACAUUAUUAAAAGAGCAUAUAACUUUCUAUUAAUGUUACUGGAAGAGCACUUGCUCAUAACUUUGAUAGAACCCUGAUAGAACGUUAGCUAAAGUUCUGGGAACAUUCCCUGUUAGCUGGGAUGUCAGUUAUGUGUCUAAAAACCAUUAAUCUUUUUGAGCUGACAGGGUAUGAAAAUAUUCAAUUUAGAAGUUUUAAGAAUUAGCUAAAAAGCCCAAACUGAUCAAUCUUAAUAUUUGGGGGACAUGUACAAAUAUUUGAAUCUAAGAAGAGUAAUGAACAUGCUAAUGUUUACAUGCUAACAUCAAGAGAAUGGCUACAUGACAGUGGACUGUGGUGAUUUUAUAAUGUAUUUUACUGUCAAUACUGACACAGCAUCUAACUACAUACUCUGCGUCAAGUACAUUUAGCAUGUAUAAUAGAUGUACUAAGGGAAGUGAGGUGCGACCAAUGUCUAGGUACUGAUUAUCUGUUGAGGUAAUACUGAGAAAUUAAGCACUUUGCAAAUUUUUUCAUUAGAAAUACGUGAGCUGUGCAGUUUUUCUGUUAUUGCGCACAAUGUUGGAGUUAUCAGUGUUUGCUGCACAGAGCAAGAUAAGGUAUGAGUCAUGGACGGGUCUACAAAAAGCCAGAUAGCUGAUAAUACUACGGGUAUUUCUACAUAUCAGAUCUUUGAACAAACGAUUAGCUCAGCAGUCAGAAUCUCUUGUUUUUGUUUUUUUUUUGUCAAGUGCUUUUUGACCCUUUUAUUUUUCCAUUAAUGCAAGACACAUCUCUUGAUUUUCAUGAAAUUAUUAAAUGCACUUUAUUUUCA
Messenger RNA from Megalobrama amblycephala (Wuchang bream), 4104 nucleotides. It is a transcript of the gene il21r.1, whose product is annotated as interleukin 21 receptor, tandem duplicate 1. The transcript has 9 exons. Gene Ontology annotation, biological process: cytokine-mediated signaling pathway; immunoglobulin mediated immune response. Lineage: Eukaryota; Metazoa; Chordata; Actinopteri; Cypriniformes; Xenocyprididae. The record is from RefSeq and is a predicted model, not a curated record. Gene Ontology annotation, molecular function: cytokine receptor activity; protein binding. Gene Ontology annotation, cellular component: external side of plasma membrane. The coding region runs from base 465 to 2126 and encodes 553 amino acids.